CGGCUUGAGCUCCUGUCCAUCCUCUCCAGAAAUAAAUAUCCACAUAUCAUCACUGCCAUGAGUCUGAGGAGCAAACGCAGCACCCGCCCAGGACUACACAGGUCCUCAGGGGGCUUCAGUACCAGGUCCAUGGGAUCCAACUCCUUCUCCAAGAUCAACAGUGGACCACAUCAGGCAGCCAUGAUUACAGCCGUGACCAUCAACAAGAGCUUGUUGAACCCGCUGAUAAUAGACAUUGAUCCCAAUGUCCAUGCUGUCCGCAACCAGGAGAAAGAGCAGAUCAAGAGUCUCAACAACCGCUUUGUUUCAUUCAUUGAUAAGGUGAGAUCCCUAGAACAGCAGAACAAAAUGUUAGAAACCAAGUGGGAGCUGCUGCAGGGACAGACUGAAGCCUCCUCUGAUGUGGAGCCCAUGCUGAAGUCCUACAUCAGCAAUCUGCAGAGACAGCUGGAGUUCAUCAACAAUGACAGACAAAGACUGGACAUGGAGAACAAUGUCAUGCACAAAAAUGUGGACGACUACAGGACCAAGUAUGAGCAUGAGAUCAACCAGAAGAAUGAUGGAGAGAAUGAGUUUGUCAUGCUAAAAAAGGAUGUGGACGCAAGCUACAUGUCCAAGAUAGAUCUAGAAGACAAGCUGUCCUUGAUCAGUGAUGAGUUUAAAUUCCUCCAGGCUCUGUAUUACACGGAGCUGCAUGAGCUUCAGGACAGCCUGAAGGAGACCUCUGUGGUGGUGCAGAUGGACAACUCCCGCGGCCUGGACAUGGAACAGAUCGUGGCUGAUGUUAAGGCUCAGUAUGCAGACAUUGCCGCCCGCAGCCGCGAGGAAGCUGAAAGCUGGCACAAAAACAAGUUUGACCAGAAGAAAGCUGAGGCCGACCAGUAUAGCAAUGAGCUGCGUAGCUCCAAGGGGGAAAUAUCUGAGCUCAACAGAAUGAUCAGCCGCCUGCAGAACGAGAUCCUAGCUGCAAAGGCACAGCGUGCUAACCUUGAAGAGCAGGUAGCCGAGACAGAGCUUCGUGGUGAGGAGGCUGUGCAGGAUGCCAAGGCUCGCAUCAGGGACCUGGAGCUGGCUAUGCAGAGGGCUAAGCAGGAUAUGGCUCGGCAACUCAGAGAGUACCAAGAGCUCAUGAAUGUCAAGCUGGCCCUGGACAUAGAGAUCUCCACCUACAGGAAGCUGCUGGAAGGAGAGGAAGAAAGAAUUGGACAGGACUCUAUUCUCAGCAUCCAAACAAUGCCCACAAAAGCCUACCCAGUUCACAACCAACUCCAGCGAAGGUCAAGCGCAAUUCUCGUCAAGACAACGGAGACUUCUGACAGAAUGUACUAAAUAGCGAAGAUAAUACUAAAAACAUAAUUCAGUGCCGCAACCUGCUGGAUAACUUUGGACAUUUUAUUCUGACGUUAACAUCAGGCUGUAAUUUAUAAUAAGUUACUUGCAGCACUUAGCCAAAUCUGUUUGUCUAUUGUGUAAUUUCCUUCUCAUUGUAUUGAAUUUCACACCAUCUGCCUCUUUCUGUGUUAAAAAUAAAGACGUACUCAACUGCA
Labrus bergylta (ballan wrasse) is the source of this 1547-nucleotide messenger RNA. Its product is annotated as intermediate filament protein ON3. NCBI's taxonomy places the organism in Eukaryota, Metazoa, Chordata, Actinopteri, Labriformes, Labridae. The record is from RefSeq and is a predicted model, not a curated record. Gene Ontology annotation, cellular component: keratin filament. Gene Ontology annotation, molecular function: structural constituent of skin epidermis. Gene Ontology annotation, biological process: intermediate filament organization; keratinization.